Molecule: messenger RNA, 1662 nt
Organism: Pyrenophora tritici-repentis Pt-1C-BFP
Lineage: Eukaryota; Fungi; Ascomycota; Dothideomycetes; Pleosporales; Pleosporaceae
Source: RefSeq, a predicted model, not a curated record
AUGGCAAGACAUUACUCCCUCCAAGACAACCCUCGUCGUUGUACCUUCGUCAUACAUCUCCUUCCUGAAACCGUUGUUGUGCAUCGUUAUCAUGGUUCAGACAAGGCUAUCGAUCUUUCUGAUUUACUUCGCAAAGAUAUAGUCCUCACGACAUACGCAACCAUUGCUACAGACUUCUGCCGCGGACAAGCUAUAUUGAGCCAUGUUGCCUGGUACCGCCUCGUACUGGACGAGGGUAAUUACAUCUCCCCAAGCUCUCUAUUACGAUAUAUGCUCAUUUUUGUAGCUCACUACAUUCGGAAUCCGUCACGGAAACAAUACAGAGCCAUACAAUCUAUACCCGCACAUAUACGUUGGUGCCUUACAGGAACACCUAUCCAGAACUCUCUAGAAGAUCUUGGUGCGCUCGUCAAGUUUCUGAGAGUACCAGUGCUCGAAGAUCUAGUCGUCUUUCGCAGAAGCAUCAGCACUCCCAUUCUUACCAACACAAACGGACGCUUCGCGAAUAUGAGUACGCUACUUCAGGCGAUAUGUUUGCGCCGAACAAAAGCGCUGUUGAAUCAGCCUGAGCCAAUCACGAUGACAACGCUUCUCCAGCUUUCCCCUAAGGAGCAUAUACAAUACCACGACUAUGCAGAAGGCUGUAGACAUGCGAUCGACUUGGCAGUGUCGGGCCAUAGUAUUCAAAAAGCAAAUCAGCAUGUCAUACAAGCCAUAUUAGGCAUGCGACUAUUCUGCAACGACGGAGAAAAGGCUUUGAUUAAUAGGAAACAUGCCCGUGGACUCCCCAUCGAGCCUGAAGAAGCUUUGAGCUUUUUGCAAACCUCCUCAGAUGCCAAAUGCAUCAAUUGUGACUGCGACAUUGUGGCCAUGUAUCAAAGGGACGAUCAAAGCUCUGGCACACUCAUUGUCUGCCAGCAUUUGCUGUGUGGGGUAUGUCUUGUCGAGUUUGAAACAGAUUUGGACGAAAAUCUAGAAGACGGUCGCAGCCGAUGCCCUAUCUGUGGAUUGAGAGCAGAUAUACACUCCUUUUUGGUUAACCCUUCUUCGGCUGAGAAUGACAGCGAUAAGAUAAAGGUUACGGAGUACCCUACCAAACUACUCUCGCUCCUUGACAACGUCCGCAAUCAAAGCAUCAGAGAUAAAUGGCAAGUCUCUUUCUCAACAAAUUGCAUCAUCUUUUCUUUCUGGAAAACGACUCUCGACAUUACUGCUAGCCUAUUCGACAAGUACUCCAUCUCGUGCUUCCGCAUACAUGGCACUUUAUCUGCCAGCAAACGAAGCCGUAUUCUCACUGAUUUUGAGGAGUCAUCGACUACGAGGGUUUUGUUGAUAACUCUGGGCACUGGCGCAGUCGGCUCGAACAAGCUCAAGGCAGCCAAUAUCAUCCAUAUCGUCGAGCCACAAUGGAAUCCUUCAGUGGAGAAUCAAGCAAUUGGGCGUGUUAUACGACUUGGACAAGAGAGAGCAGUUACGAUUAUUCGGUACAUUAUGAAGGAUACAAUUGAGGAGGCAGUUCAAUCCCGCCAGUUGCGCAAAUUACAACUUGCGCGCGGUGGAUUUGGACUUUCCAAAGAAGUGCAGGGCUCAGAUCGAGUUUCCGCGAUCAUGUCGCAAGAAUCGACAACACGUGACGCUCGUUACAACGUUCGAUACAAAUAG